AUGGCGGCGACUCCCUCCCACGGCCGCUUCAAGUUCACUCCCUCCAACUCUCCCUUCUUAGCUCGCCCAACUCGGUCCUCCAGGUCACCCAUGCGCGGUCGCACCACCUUGAAUGACUCCUCCAAGCUCUCCUUGAAGCGUGUUAUCGGCACUACUUGCUCCUCGCCCACGGGCUUCGACACACUCUCCUCCUCGUUCGCUUAUAUCGCCGGCGGCGCUGUUGUUGUGGUGGAUAUUAAUGGCGAGAAUCACACCCAACGCUUUUACCGAGCUCGACCAACUGCUGUACCCUUGUACUCAGUAGCAACAUUUCAGAAUACACCUUCAACACCGACAGGAACUCCCAAAGCCAACGACAGCCGUGGCCGUGUUGCACCGAACUUUCGAAACUCGCCUCAUACCUCCACUGACUGGAACGAAUCCCCCGGAAGCAACACAUGGACCAGUCGUGAACGAAUCAAAGCUGCUACAUGUCUCGCGCUGAGCCGAGAUGGUAAAUAUUUGGCUGUUGGCGAGACUGGAUACGCUCCUCGUGUCCUGAUUUUUAGCCUACACGAUACUUCAUCGGAUACCCCCCUCAUCUCUAUUAGUGAGCAUGCUUUUGGCGUCACAGCCGUAGCAUGGUCCUCAGACACUCAGUACUUGGCAUCCCUUGGUGCCGCCAACGAUGGAUUUAUCUAUGUUUGGAAGGUCGACCCUCGCACGGGUGCGGCCAGGCUCUUCAAACAGAACAGGUGCACAUCCUAUGUCAAAGACAUGGUCUGGAUGGGCAACUAUCUCAUUACGCUUGGAGUCCGCCACGUGAAGAUGUGGAAGCCUGAUGAUGGGCCAGCCAUUUCUCCUACGAAGCAAAAAUUCUUGAACGACCAGCCACCGGCGUCGACUCCUCCCUCCCAGAGAACCCUACCAGGGCGUAAUAUCUUGCUGGGGUCUCUCCUGGAAACUACCUUUACUUGCGCUGCUGUUGUCAAAGACUCCGGCCUUAUCCUUUGCUCUGAAACGGGCGAUGUGUGCAUUCUGGACGACGACGACAGGCAGAUGAGGUUGCAAAAAGUCCUUGGUCUGGACUUUUCUAUCGCCUCGAUUGCCAUCCGAGGCAAUCUUGCUUACAUCGGAGGCAAAAACGGCCAUUUUGCCGUGCUGGAUGCUCAGGCUGUCUUGGACGGCAAGCCCGCAUCAGCAUGUAUCCGCGAGACGACAACGCCUUCCACAGGGCACGUCGCGCUGGGAUUUCUGGCGGACAAGCUCGUGACUAUCGAUUCACGGCAUUGUAUCGACAUCUGGAACUAUGAUCAUGUUCCAGGCAAGGAUGCCCAAGCUGUAGCCAGCGUCCCUAUUCCUGGCCAUGGACAACCAGUUACGGGCAUUCAGAUGCUACAGAAGCCGAAUUAUCUGGACGCAUCGUUCCUGACUUGGACAGUCACAGGGAAUGUUACUUUCUGGACACUGGAAGGCCAAGUCAAGGCCUGUGUUGACGUCCCGAUUGAGAUCACCGAGUCGGAAAAUGACUUGGUGGGACCCAUCAACCAACUAACGUGCGCUCGCACAACGAGUGAUGGCAAGCUGCUCGUCUCAGCAGACCGACUUGGUGUCUUGCGCGUCACCGACAUUGCGACAAAGGACUCCAUACUCGACAUUAAGGCUCACACGGCCGACUGCCGUUGCGUGAGCGUUUACGACACCGGCUCAAAGUUCCUCAUGGCUUCUUGCGGUAGGGACCGCACGACGCAACUUUUCCACCGGACAGUGGAUGGCUCUAUCGAGCACUUCCAAACACUGGAAUUUGCUGCCAAGGUCGUCCAAGUCCUCAUCCCGUCUGAUGACAAGGUGUUGACUUGCUCCUUUGACCGGACGUUGCAAAUAUACGACAUUAUUACAAAAGAAGGCGAUCCAGAUGCUAUCGCCGCCAUUCCUUCUAGGGUUAUUUCACUAAGAGCUUCUCCCAGUUCCAUGGUCCUGGGCCCCGGCCAAAGGACUGUGUUUGUUUCGCUUUUGGAUCGAUCCAUUUGCCAAUACGACCUCAACACGGGUCGCAAGAUUUCUUGUUUCAAGUGCACAGACGAGGGCAGGGGGGAAUCUGCUGUUCUCGACUCGCUCUCCUUUGGCCAAUGGCCACCCAAAGACCAGGAUUUUCUAUUAGGGACAUCCAACACGGACAAGUCCAUCAGGUUAUACGACGCCCAAACGGGCAGUUUCUUGGACCGCGAAUGGGGACACACGGAAGCAAUCAACGGAGUUUGCUUGGUUGAGGAUGAAGAUGGAAGCCGCAAGGUAGUGAGUGUUGGCUCGGACGGGACCAUGAUGAUUUGGUUGUUGGAUCUGAACGAUCCAGUCCCCGGUUCGACGAGUAGGGAUCCAUCGCCGGCUAAGGAUAUUGUUUCUGGACGGCCGCCACUUCGGAGAGUAUUGUCAAAAGCUGAACUGGCCGAGUUUCAGCGCCCUUCGACAGCAUCAGGUCGAAGAUCACCACCACGGACGCUCCAGCGACGGACUUCUCGAUUCAAUCUGGCUGCGAGUGUGACAAGGACGCCGACAAACACCUUCCCAACGAGUCCUGGAAGCACAGCUGUGGAAGAUACGCCCUCACGACGACCUUCAGGAGACAGCCGGGUCAGCCCUCCAGUUAGUCCCAGAGCAAAGGUCACUCGGCGGCCAUCACUCCCGGCGUUGGGGACAACUGCUCGCAAGAAGACAUCAUCCUCCAAUCUACGGUCUGGUUUUGGAUCAUUGAAUAUGGCGACAGAACAGACCUGUCGUCAGUUGCGAACAUACCGCAAGAAACUUGCUUCCUCGGAACCCAUCAGUCAAGACAACCUGACCGAACUGGAUCAGGAGCUGCGAUUGACAGCGGCUGCGCUUGGUGAUCGGGCCAUUCGGAGCAAGGCGAUGAACGAGACGGUCUUGAGUGGCUUACUCGACCAAUACUCGGAGAGGCUGGUGACAUUAUUAGAUGAAAAGCUGCGCCUUAACUAUCUGCCCAGGGACCUAACAGAAAGGAACCUAACAGAGAGGGACGGAGAAAGUCCUGAUUCUGAAGGCCAGCCAAGCGCAGAUGGGGAUUCAAGUUCCCUCUCGCCAUAG
Messenger RNA from Fusarium vanettenii 77-13-4, 3081 nucleotides. RefSeq lists its product as uncharacterized. The coding region runs from base 1 to 3081 and encodes 1026 amino acids. The record is from RefSeq and is a predicted model, not a curated record. Gene Ontology annotation, biological process: regulation of mitotic cell cycle; mitotic spindle organization. The transcript has a single exon. Gene Ontology annotation, molecular function: protein binding. NCBI's taxonomy places the organism in Eukaryota, Fungi, Ascomycota, Sordariomycetes, Hypocreales, Nectriaceae. Gene Ontology annotation, cellular component: mitotic spindle.